Nezara viridula (southern green stink bug) is the source of this 558-nucleotide messenger RNA. The record is from the annotation of a GenBank genome assembly. Lineage: Eukaryota; Metazoa; Arthropoda; Insecta; Hemiptera; Pentatomidae.
AUGCUGCUUCUGAAUUUGAGUCCAGGAGCUGAAAUGCUUGAGACGGACCAUGGAUACAUUGAGUUUGGUGCCGUCGUAUCUGGUACACCUUUUCACUCCUACUGGUUAAUAAGAGAGGGAUACCUCAACCAGAUAAGAUGCUCCUGUGGAUCUUUCGGAUCAGUGGGAGUACCUAGGAAUUCUCCAGGGAGGCGAAGAGGUUUACCGUACACAGACUCGGUGACGCUGGCGUUGGUGUCCUCUCAUAUGGUGGAACGGAGACCAAGUAUGCCUUCAGUUAUUACCUAUUUCAAGACACCUUUAACCGAUUUAACUGGUUCUAUCCUCACUCAUCAAUAUUUCGGUCGUUGCCAAGGAAUUGAAAUGAAAGCUAUUAAUUGUUUGGAAGCUUAUGGUAAAGAAAAAGGAGUAGAAGUUUGUAAUGACCUUUUACAGGACUAUGAAGAAUGUAAUAGGAGAUUUAAACAAAUCUCUCGUGCUGAAGCAAUUAUGAAUGAAAGGCGUAAGCAGGGUGUUUAUGAGCCUCCUCCACGAGGAGAUGCUUAUGAAAAUUACUAA